AUGGCUGUCAAGGAGCUUUUGGUUUCGUUCCUAGCAACCAUAGUUGCGUACUUCGUCUUCAAGAUCUUCAUGUUCCUCUACGCGGAAUGGACUUCGCCUCUGCACGUCCUUUACGGCCCUCCAAGCACGAGUUUCAUUUACGGCAACAUUAAGGAGAUAUCGGAUGCCGAGAACUCGGUGCUUCAUGAGAAGUGGGUGGAGGAGUAUGGUCCAACACUCAAGUACAAGGCUUUCUUUGGGAUGAACCGUCUGUACACCACUGACCCGAAAGCCCUGAAUCACAUUCUCAUGGACAGCAUGAUCUAUCAGAAGCCUGAAGCAGCUCGGUAUAACCUCAGUCGAAUUUUGGGAAACGGUGUUCUGGUCGUCGAGGGCGAUAAGCAUAGGCAGCAGAGGAGGAUUAUGAAUCCUGCCUUUGGUCCUGCACAAACGCGAGAAUUGACCUCAAUAUUCAUCGAGAAAUCCAUCGAAUUGCGAGAUAUCUGGGCCACGGAAAUCAAGAAGCCUGAAGUCAAGAAAAUCAAUGUGCUCUCGUGGUUGAGUCGGAUGACGUUGGAUGUAAUUGGACUAGCUGGCUUCGACUACAAGUUCGACGCGUUGACGACGGACCCCAAGAAGAACGAACUUAAUCGAGCGUUUUCAGUCCUCUUCACGCCUGGAAACAGGAUGGCUCUGCUGCCUCUGAUCAAAACCAUGGUUCCGGCGUUACGACCAAUUCUGAAAUACAUACCAGAGGAAAGAGGAGACGAAAUCAGAGUCGCCAGCGAGACCAUGAAUCGAAUCGGAACUGAACUACUGCGAGACAGCAAAGCCGCCAUUUAUUCAGAAAACGGCAAGGUUGAUAAAUUCUCGUGGAAGGGCAAGGAUUUGUUGUCGUUGCUGGUUAGAGCGAAUAUGGCGACAGACUUGCCUCCGAGCCAGCGAAUGACGGACGAGGACGUUGUAGCUCAGGUGCCGACGUUCCUAGUAGCUGGACAUGAAACAACGAGCACUGCUACGACCUGGGCCCUCUAUGCCCUUUCUCUGCGGCCCGACGUGCAAACUAAAUUGCGAAACGAACUCCUUGCUGUCGGUACCGAUAACCCGACAAUGGACGAGCUCAACGCUCUGUUCUACCUCGACAUGGUCGUCCGCGAGACGCUCCGUGUGCACGCCCCCGUUCCAUCGACGAUUCGUGUUGCCGUCGAGGACGACAUCCUACCGCUCAGCAUUCCGAUCACCGCGAAGGAUGGCAGCGUGCUACGAGAGAUUCGUGGCGAGGACAUCUGGGGCGAGGACGCGAUGGAGUUCAAGCCCGAGAGAUGGGAGAAGGUCCCGGAGGCUGCCACGGCGAUUCCCGGUGUAUGGGGCAACAUGCUGACUUUCCUCGGCGGUCCUCGAGCUUGCAUCGGGUAUCGGUUCUCGCUUGUCGAGACGAAAGCGAUACUUUUUACUCUCGUAAGAGCAUUCGAAUUCGAACUGGCAGUACCCGCGGACGACAUCAUCAAGAAGGCCACCCUUGUUCAGCGACCUAUGCUGAAAUCGGACCUCAACGCUGGCAAUCAAAUGCCCUUGAGACUGAAGCCUGUUCAGCGCACUUGA
Messenger RNA from Cyclocybe aegerita, 1581 nucleotides. The record is from the annotation of a GenBank genome assembly. Lineage: Eukaryota; Fungi; Basidiomycota; Agaricomycetes; Agaricales; Hemipholiotaceae.